This is a messenger RNA of Aphanomyces invadans, 1282 nucleotides long. RefSeq lists its product as hypothetical. Lineage: Eukaryota; Oomycota; Saprolegniomycetes; Saprolegniales; Verrucalvaceae. The coding region runs from base 303 to 1133 and encodes 276 amino acids. The transcript has 2 exons. The record is from RefSeq and is a predicted model, not a curated record.
GCGGGGUCACGCGACGUCUGUGUCCUUGUGAGCUUAUGUAAAGCAACUACGUCACGGUGUGAGAGCAGCAUCGGCCGCGCCCGAUGCGUCUGUAUGUCUUCUUAUUGGGUAACUCCGUCGAAGCCACCGAAAGCCAAGUGUGACUAACAUGCUCUCUCGCGUUGGUCACUCCAGCUGUCGACACGUUCACCCACGUUAAAUUCGAAAAAUUCACACUAUUUUCAGGAACGAGAACCAGGUGAGCGACUAAAGCGCUUCCAGAGCGUGCAUUGAGCAUCCAACCACCGAUACACAUACUCGUCAUGCGAUCAACUUCGAUGGCCACGGUCGCGGCAGUCAUGCUUGCGGCCGCGAGCAUCGUGGCAAAGACAGCCAAGGAAAUCUGUGCAUCACCUACGUGCAUUCGCGGUGGAUUAGAAACCAUCUCGAUGGAGAAGGCGCUCCUCUUGGCCCCUUGCGUUGGAGAAGACUUGAAGUGCUUUAAUUACAAGGAAAAAGAAACAUGCCCUUUCGACACCACGGUUGACUGCAGUAAGAUUGUACAGCAAACCACAACAGCCCCAAUCACCAUGGCUCCCACAUCUCCUGCACCAACUACCACUGCAUUGACAGCGACCCCCAAGGCUACCGAGUCUGAAAGCAGUGGAAACUACUACCCGUACAUCAUCGGAGGCGGUGCCGUUGCGUUGAUCGCGAUUGGCGCCCUUGUGUUUGUUUUGGUGCGCAAGUCGGACCGUAGAAACAACCAAGAUGACGACGACGUCGAAGCUGCAGAGUACGGAAAAGCAAUUGCCUCUCAGGCCAAGGAAGAACCUCCCACAUCGUCGUAUGGGUACUACCAGUCAGGCAACAAAUCUUUUGGCGAAGUACCCUUGCAUCACACCAAGGCAACUGUGAACCAAGACCUGCGUCGGCAAAACACAGGGUCAUUCGUGACCCCAGCACAACCCAUUGCGCGCCCCAAUACGGCUUCUUUCCUGCAGAACAACUCGCACUCGGUCAUCACCUCCGCCCCCCAGCCGCCAGUUGAAACAAAGGAACAGUUUUACGUCCCCGACACUCCUCUCGAGUAUCACCAUGGUGCAGCGGGUCCCGGGCCCGAGCCGAAUCGAAGGGAAUCCUUCGAGUUCUAAUCGACCUACGAGAAGUACAGUUGUGGUAGGAUGCUGGUUGUAUAGCUAACCAGCGCAAAUGUUACUUGUCAUGCCCGUCGCGUCGAGCGUCCGCCGCUGGCGGCAACAUGCUACGCUCGAUGCGCAUCCGGAUGACGAUCCGGUUGAAU